UCGUAUUAAUUUGUGACGCGUUUAUGUUGUUGAUAAUUAAUACUUAUGAGGUACAGAUAUAUAUAUUGUUGCAUUAUCCAAAGUCAAUCGCGUAUAAUAGUGUUGUAAAAAAAUAAUACGAGGCGUAUUAUUUCUGUUGAAAGAGUUGAAUUUAACUGGAAAGUAUAUCAUGGAUGAUCAUAACAUGGAUCAAAAUAUUUUAACAGUGCUGAAACUUCUUAUGAUAGGAGAAUCUAACGUGGGUAAAUCAAGUAUACUUUUAAGGUUCACAGAAGAUGAAUUCUCGGAAAAUAUGCGAAAUACAGUCGGCAUGGACUAUAAAACAAAAUAUAUCACAAUCGAUGAUAGUAUAGUGAAACUUGCUAUUUGGGACACUGCUGGACAAGAACGAUUUCGUACUUUAACACCAAGUUAUUAUAGAGAUGGACAAGGAGCUAUUCUAGUAUAUGAUGUUACUGAUAGAAAUACAUUUUUAAAACUAGAUACAUGGCUUAAUGAAUUAAACACGUACUGCAAUAAAACAGAUAUUGUUAAAAUGAUAGUAGGUAAUAAAAUAGAUUUACCAAAUAGAGAAGUUAGCAAUGAAGAAGGCUUACAAUUUGCUAGAAGACAUCAGUCCUUAUAUAUCGAAAGUAGUGCUAAAACAGCGGAUGGAGUAAAGUGUUGCUUCGAGGAACUAGUUCAAAAGAUAUUGUAUACAAUUAGAUAUUGCAAACUCCUGGUUUAUGGGAUACUCACUCUCAAAAAUAUAUUGAUAAUGGCAAUAUGACCGGUGCUAGAUAUCGAAUGGGAAAAAGAGGGUUACAAUUGACGGAUGAUUAUGAACCACAGAAUGUAUAUUCACGUUGUUAUUGCAGUAUGAUUUAAGUGGCUGUGAUAAAGAAAUUCUUUUGGUAAUGAUUAUAAGCAUGGCGCCUACUGUAUGAUAUGUUGUUUAUUAAACAACUAAAACAAGUUACAAUGAAUACAUAAUAUUGUGAAUCAUUGUUAGAAUUAUAUUAUAUUAGACAAAGAAGCAAACAUGUACCAUCUGUGAACUAUACAAAAAUGUGCUAAUGAUUUAUAGAUCUUCAUUAACUAAUAAUUUAAUGAAAUACGAAUUUUAAAUAUAUCAUCAAUUUAUAGUUAUAUAUUGCAGGUGUACAAAAAAUUGGACAUAGGGUAAGCCAAGAAUGAAAAGCUGAUGCUUUGAACCAUUAAUAAUAAGCUAGCCAACUAUUAAUUCUAUUAUCUUUUAUAAUAUGUUAAUUUACUUUUAAUAUUGUGCUGAGUACUCCUACAAUAUACAUUUAAUGUGCAAA
Molecule: messenger RNA, 1301 nt
Organism: Vespula vulgaris
Lineage: Eukaryota; Metazoa; Arthropoda; Insecta; Hymenoptera; Vespidae
Gene: Rab18
Product: ras-related protein Rab-18-B
Exons: 4
Coding region: 170-769 (199 amino acids)
Molecular function (GO): GTP binding; GTPase activity
Source: RefSeq, a predicted model, not a curated record